CCCUGAUCACAGGUUUAAUCCUAAAAUGUAUGCUAAUCGUAACAUUUGAAAAUUUGGUAUAAAUAAAAAUCAUAUAAAUUGAGUUCACCAAAUAAUUUUACAUUUACUAGUAAAAAGUAUACUAGGUAAAAAAUAUUGAUUUAAAAAUGGCCAAGGAUAAAAUAUUACGAUCCAAAAGACCUAUGAUUGAAAGUGAAUUCAAAACAGUCGGCGCUUAUAUUUGGGAUAAAUUGCAAAAACUUGAUAGUAAUGCCGUGUGUUUGACGGAAGCUUUAAGUGGCAAACAGUUAACUAUAGGUGAACUCAAAUCACGUGCAAAUGCCGUGGCGGUAGCCCUCGUGGACAGAGGGGUCACCAAAGGGGACAGAAUUGCUUUCUACGGUGAAAACUCCAUACAACACGCCGUACUGCGAUUUGCGGUCAAAUUUUUAGGCCUAACAUUCAUGCCGUUGAGCCCCACGUUUGAGAAGUAUGAGGUGCGCCAGGAGUUCACGGCUGCCGGCGCUAACAUUAUCGUGUCGUCCGCCGCGGACUUCCAUAAGUUUCAGUGGGUUUUGGAUGACUCACAGAAUAAUAACAUAAAUGGCGUUAAACUUGUGGUCAUUUUCGACGGACAACACGACAAACACGUGACAUAUGACCAGUUGGUGGUGGAGGGCACCGGUCGGACACUCGCGCAGAUACCCUACUUCGAGGUGAAUCCGGAUAUAGAUAUGCUGUUUCUCAUACACACGUCCGGCAGCACCGGGAGGCCCAAGUGCGCGAUGAUACCGCACCGUACGUUCAUUAGUGGCGCACAGGAAAGCCUAACGUUUUUGAAUUAUGAGAUGAAGGAACAGGUGGUGCUCGCCAUGCAAUACCCGUGCGGACACAUAUCGGGCACAGUUAUGAUACCCAUGCAAGUGGUCAAUGGUUUCCGAUUAGUCAUAUUCGGGGAGUUUAGCGAAGAGUUGCUAAUGAAGUCCAUCGAGAAAUACCGGAUCAAUGUUUUGCCGGCGUUUCCCUCAUUCGGGCGCCGACUGAUCGAAGGAGAUCUCGUCGAUAAGUACGACCUGUCGAGCCUGAAAGGCAUGAGCACCGGGGGUGCUGCCUUUCCCGGCAAUAUUGCCAAAGCUAUCAUCGAUAAGUACGGCAUUCAGUUUAAGGAGGCCUAUGGUAUGACUGAAUUCUGUUGGGUAACCACGGGCUCCGACACCAGCGACGAGUUUAUACCGGGCAACGCCGGCAAUGUAGCGCCGGGAUGUGAGCUCAAGAUCGUCGACAUAACCACCGGUGAGAGUCUGGGUCCGGGACAGGACGGGGAGAUCUGUGUCCGCGGAAACAAACUCUUCGCCGGAUAUCUGGACAACGAAAAGGCGAACCUCGAGGCUAUCGAUAGGGACGGGUGGUAUCGCACCGGCGAUAUCGGGAGGUAUGACUCGCAGGAAAGGCUGUUCAUUACGGACCGGCUGAAAGAGGUGGUGCGCAUCGGUAUCGACAACCACUACAUCAACAUAAGUCCCGUAGAGAUCGAGCAGUUCCUACUGACCCACCCGUCCAUCGCUGAGGUGGCGGUGGUGGGGGUUAACAACAAUUAA
Molecule: messenger RNA, 1577 nt
Organism: Oppiella nova
Lineage: Eukaryota; Metazoa; Arthropoda; Arachnida; Sarcoptiformes; Oppiidae
Source: the annotation of a GenBank genome assembly